AGCUUCAGUUGCCAUCUGAGUGCAAUACAUCGGGAGUCCACCAGAGGGAAGUAGAGCUUCGCGCCCGAAACACGCUUUUUGGCGUCAGCUCCAGUCCACAGGGAAAGUUGCCCUCCCCCCAUCAUCCCUAAUAUGGAAAGCGCCGGUCCGGCAGAGAUGGCCGCCGGCAACGCUUCGUGGUGGAGGCGCAACGCGACCCUCGCCGACGGGGGGGAGGACGGCUGGGACCAGGAGGGCUUGUCGCCCGUCAUCCCCGCCAUCACCGCCGUCUACUCGCUCGUCUUCGUGGUGGGGCUGCUGGGGAACUGCCUGGUCAUGUACGUCAUCGUCAGGUACACCAAGAUGAAGACGGCCACCAAUAUUUACAUUUUUAAUCUGGCCCUGGGCGACGCGCUGGUCACCACCACCAUGCCCUUCCAGAGCACCGACUACCUACUCAACACGUGGCCCUUCGGCCAGGUGGUCUGCAAGGUCUUCAUCGCCAUCGACUACUACAACAUGUUCACCAGUAUCUUCACGCUCACCAUGAUGAGCGUGGACCGCUACGUGGCCGUGUGCCACCCGGUCAAGGCGCUCGACUUCCGGACGCCCGUCAAGGCCAAGGCGAUCAACGUGUGCAUCUGGAUCCUGUCUUCGGCUGCCGGCAUUCCCGCUUUUGUCCUGGGCGGAACGCAGACAAACCUCGGCAUCACUGAGUGCGCCUUACAGUUCCCUGAGCCAUACGUAUACUGGGACACCCUGAUGAAGAUGUGUGUGUUCGUGUUCGCCUUUGUGGUCCCGGUUCUGAUCAUCACUGUGUGCUACUCCCUGAUGCUCCUCCGUCUCAAGAGCGUCCGGAUGCUGUCUGGCUCGCGGGUGAAGGACAGAAACCUGCGCCGCAUCACCCGACUGGUGCUGGUGGUGGUGGCUGUCUUCGUGGUGUGCUGGACCCCCAUCCACAUCUUCAUCCUGGUCAAGGUGCUGACCAGCGUGCCCGAGACCACAGCCAUCAUGGCCGCAUACUUCUUCUGUGUGGCUCUAGGCUACACUAACAGUAGCCUCAACCCCAUCCUCUACGCCUUCCUGGACGAGAACUUCAAGCGCUGUUUCAAGGAUUUCUGCGUUUCAGCUAGGCUGAGGCGGGAGAAAGGCAAGAGUAAGAAGGCCGCCCUGGAGGCCGUGCAAGAGGCUGCCAUGCCGCUGCGAAACCCGGAUGAAAACAGUAAGCCCACAUGACUAGCGGUGGAACUGUCGUCAGUUUCUCACGGUGGAAAAGAAGACUCCCGAGACUUGGGCCUCACCCACGUCACUACCACAAUGUAGACUGUGCUGGUGACCUGGAGUGAGAAGGCACUCGCAUGAUUUGGUUCACUGACUCGAGUUGGCGGACUCACCACCAAGACUCCGGACUCAGAGGAUUCGAUGCAGUGACUUAAAUCCUCAUCAGAGUUGCCGCAUUAACUUGAGGCAGGGGACUAGAUGAUGGAACUCCUCGAUGUUUCCGUUAUUUCUGCUACCCCUGGUCAGUGAACCAAAUCACCAGAUUCACCAGAAAGACUGUGGACUUAGAAGAUCUGGGGAAGUGAUUUAGAAGAUCUGGGGAAGUGAUUUGAGUUAGCGGGGACUUGAUUUGGGACUUAAGAUUUGGCUCACUGAUUGAAGCCAGGACACACACGUGAAAAGAAAAGAUACUCAAUGUUUUGGUGACUGACUUGAAUUUGCAGAAUCUCAAGAACCGCAAAGACUCUUGGCCACCUGCUCCCUCUCCAUGGCUCUGGGCUACUGCACCUCAACCCUGUCCUUUACGCCUUCCUGAACGAGAAUUUCAAGAACCGUUUCAAGGACUUCUUCCUCUUUUGCUAAGCUGAUGCAAGAGAAAGCGCCCCGGGGCGGGAAGCUGGUACCGCAGGCCGUGACGCUGCAGAACUCAGAUGAAAAGUGCAGACCCGGAACUGUCCUCCUUUUCUAUGGUGGAAAAGAAGAAUCCAGAAAUUUUGGACCCCACUUACAUCCAAUAUCAACCCUGUUCGGAGGCGAUACCAACACUGAACAGUUUUCCUGGGUUCGGUCUUUUAAUGACUGAAAGCUUUGGGCGAUUCUAUUCGUCGAGGGCUACAAGACUGAAAUUGAAAUUCCGCUGGGGUCCACACUCUUACCGUUCUUGUCAUGUUAUGCCUUUUAUUCUGGAAAAGACGCCUCUACUCGUUCCAAAAAUAUCAUAUUUUUGCGCGGGGACCCCCAGUUUGAGAACGACUGGUUUACUGUACGUAUUUUGACUCACGUGUGCCUUUAGCCUAACGGUUCCAGCCGUCAAACACAACGACGUAAAGAAGAGUUAGCGUGAUUUGCGUGAAAACCAGAGAACUGUUGACAUUUAAAAACAGGAGCGGGUUUCGGACUCUGACAGAGGUUUUAUUGCGGAUUGGAAAAAUGAAGAACGGAGGUUGAUGACUUCACUGCGAAUAAUCCUGUCACGUGUGCCGUGUGGCGGCGACGUUAUAAUCCCAUUGAGAUGCGCGGACAUUACAAACCGUUCACAUUUUGUACAUAAUCACUGUAACGCCACGGUAUUUUGUUUAAAUAUACAGUACUGUACUCUGUCCUUGUAGCAUGCCGACCGUAGUAGUACAUUAGCGGGCCCGUAUGCUCGGUAGACGGUGCUGUUUGAAAAUGGUGUAGUGCAAAAUAACGUUAUUAUAUAAGCAAAUGUCCCCGUUUUGCAGCUAUUUUUACGCUUCCUGGUAACAUAAAUAACUUGAAAGCGAUAAAACUCCAAGAAAGAUUAUUUGGGGAUGCGGUCUUCUCUGUUAUCUUCCCAUCGUCGUUCUUGAUUGCUCAUCUGCGGCUUGGCUUUGUCCAUAAACCACGUAUUAAAUACAUUUUAAAUAGGACGUGAUUUGCCCACUAAUCGAGUGUAAAAUUAAACGACCAGGUCACCCUUUUGUCUUGUCUGUCCAUUUUUUGGAAACUUUUGUGUCGACCAGUUCCAGGGAUGAAAGAACCACUUGGACGUCGC
Messenger RNA from Syngnathoides biaculeatus (alligator pipefish), 2995 nucleotides. RefSeq names its product delta-type opioid receptor-like. The coding region runs from base 133 to 1215 and encodes 360 amino acids. Gene Ontology annotation, cellular component: neuron projection; membrane. The record is from RefSeq and is a predicted model, not a curated record. The transcript has 4 exons. Gene Ontology annotation, molecular function: dynorphin receptor activity; neuropeptide binding. Lineage: Eukaryota; Metazoa; Chordata; Actinopteri; Syngnathiformes; Syngnathidae. Gene Ontology annotation, biological process: sensory perception of pain; G protein-coupled opioid receptor signaling pathway; neuropeptide signaling pathway.